AUGAAAAUUUCAACCCUCAAGGGAGCCACCUCAUUGUAUCGAAACGCCGCUAAUCUACCUAAUGAAGAUAUCAUACAAAUUACAAACCUAACUAGCAAGUUAUUACGUACUAUUACAGCUAUAGUGAUAAGAUAUAUUAGGUUAUCCAUAAAGAAUAUUUUCUUUCUGAGAUCAACCCUUGCUUCGUUUGCUUUUGCCUAUCUCUUUGAUGUUGUGCCUCGACUAACAAAUCGUAUAUUCUAUCUCGUCACUCAUUUCGAAUUCCGAGAGAUACCAAAAGAAGUUACCAGGAUUUUAAUAGCGCCCUUUGAUGCUACUCAUUUCCCAGUUUUUGUUGCUAGGUUAAUUGCAACUUUGAACACAUUUGCACCACUUUGCAAACAAUUUAUACUGAAUUUUGUGGAACAAGAUGAUUCCGAAGUUGGAUUCGCUGGUAUUUUCAUGGCUGGUUUUCUAUCAGCAAUGUUAAACUUCCCUAGAUUUCAAAAAGAAAAGUUGAAACAUGACAGGUAUUAUACUUUAGAUUGGACUUUGAUUUUGCUAACAAGAAUGAUAGAAACUUUGGUGGUAACAGGCACGCACCUGAGCAAAAGAUUCAACAUUUGGAAGCCUAUAGCCGAACAUGGAGACGUAUGGCUUUUCAUCAUUGCAAACUAUAUUGUUAUGGACACCUGGGUAUUUAAACCUUGGAAAUUAACUCCAGAAUAUCGACAGUGGAUAUCUAAAGCAUCUAAUUUGGAUGAAGACAUCACAGAAGGAUUGAGAUAUAUACAACAGGACAAGAUUGACUAUUCAACUGGAAAGCAACAAGUUGAUUCUACAAAUGAGCAUUUUAUGAAAUUGUGUGUGAAAUACAAACGUGAUAUUGAACUAGGGGAUAUUUCCAAACAGCCAAAGCUACCAUGUACCAUUUUCCAUCAGUUUAGAACAGAUAGCUGUUUAAUGAACUCCCUCGUUCAAUUUAAGUACGAAUUUAAGUUUGCCUUUCGAAUAUAUACAUUCUUAAAUUUAUUCGCUUACGUAUUUAUCCGUCGAUUUCGAGGAAGCAUUAAACGACUAGUAUGGAAUUCAAUCAGAUCCUCAAUGUUUUUGGGGACAGCAUCCCUAAUACGAUGGUGGACAUUUUGUUUCAUCCGCAACUAUCAUCCUCCUAUUCAAUCACAAAGGUUUUGGGACUUAGCUGCUAUUAAGUUGUCCAACCUUUUGAGUGGUUUAUCUAUAUUAGUUGAAAGUCAUCAUAGACGGAAAGAAUUGUCAAUGUUUGUUAUUCCCAAGGCUCUAGGUACAUUUGUGGACCCAACUGUCAAUGAUUUCAAUAUCAAGAUAGAGAUUGUGGCUUUCAGCUUAAGUUUUGCCACAUUAAUAGCAUUUGCAAGGACUAAUCCUUCCAGAUUAAGAGGUUUGGUGGGACGAGCAUUGAGUUAUGCAAUUAAGAAUUAG
Molecule: messenger RNA, 1440 nt
Organism: Spathaspora passalidarum NRRL Y-27907
Lineage: Eukaryota; Fungi; Ascomycota; Pichiomycetes; Serinales; Debaryomycetaceae
Exons: 1
Coding region: 1-1440 (479 amino acids)
Source: RefSeq, a predicted model, not a curated record